GAUGCACUGUCUCAAUGACCUGUAAGGGUCAUCUCAGCAUUUCCAUCCCGUCUGUCCCCAAGGCUUCACGUUAGGGAGGAACUUGGGCCCUUUCUCAGGGUGCUGUGCCCCUUACAGCUGAAGGUGCUUCUUGUCCGAGAUGGACAGUAUUACCUAGCGUUAUGCUAGCCUGAGGAACAUGAAUGACAUCAAGAGUAACCAAGAGCUGUACCAGCAGUACACUGCCAAGGCCCCCAAGCUGCUGGCCCGCAUCUCCAGGCUGCUCCUUGUUUGCCGGAAUGCAGGCAUUUCUGUACCCAAGGGCAUCAGAAACAUCUUUGAGUUCUCUUGGGAAGAGCUGAUCACCGACCCCCUGAUCCCUACCCCAUCUGAUAUCCUGGGCCUGGAGAUCAGCAUUGGAGCCCCGCCUGAGGUGCUCAUGGAACCUGCCCCUGUGCCGGCCCCCGUCCAAAAGAAGCCACCCCCACCAGCACCCCUGCUGCCGAUGAUGUCCGCCUCUACUGGGCCAGCCAAGUUCCCUAUGCACCCUCCCCAACAUGGCCACCAGGAGCUCUCCAGCCAGGAGACCCUGCAGAGGUUCCAGCGGCAGUCUAUUCACCUGCUGACUGAGCUCCUCGCCCUGAAGAUGAAGGCCAUGUUGGAGUCCAUAUCUGGUGUCAACCCCCUGGACAUUACAAGGCGCUUUGUAGAGGCCAGCCAGCUCCUGCACCUCAGCGCCAAGGAGAUGGCUUUUGACUGCCUGAUUGGCACCGUCAGGAAAAGUGGCUGUGGUGGUGGACAGAUGGGGAAAGAGUCCUCCACGAACAUCUCAGCCGUGGGAGUGAACUCACCCUACCAGCUUGUCUACGAGUCUUCUACUGGUUGUCUGAGCUUUUCCCUCUCAAGCAGGAGGGAAAUCAAGAAAAAAACAGGUAACAGCAAGAAUUUAGAAGAGGUGGUCAUGACAUCCUCGCCGAGAGGAGGGGAGACCUCCGCCUCUGAUGUUGUAGAGUUCAGCGACCCCUGCCCUGAAGCUCGGGAGAAGCUGCAGGAGAUGUGUCGCCUCAUAGAUGCUGAAAGGGUCUCGUGGAAAGGGAGGAAUAUCUUCUACCCCAUGAUCUUACGCAACUACAAGGCAAAGAUGCCCUCUCAUCUAAUGCCAACCAUAAAAGGGGAUGCUCAGACCCUGAGCUCCCACCCCCCUCACCCCCCAGUGGCUCAGACUUCCACUCCUACCCCUCACCAGCCUCCUGCCCACCACCUUCACUUGGGCCGGCAUUCUCAGGAGUGGAAGGGACCCAAGAAGUCCAUCAAGUUGCAUUACACCUUCUAUGAUGGGUCCUCCUUCGUUUACUAUCCCUCUGGGAACAUUGCCAUGUGUCAAAUCCCCACAUGCUGCAAAGGGAGAGCCAUCACCUGCCUCUUUAAUGACACACCCAGCUUCUCCUUCCUGGCCAUGUUCAGUGCUGAAGGCCAGGGCUGCGUUCAGCACAACCUAAAGGCCCGCUGCCCAUACGUCUUGAUCUUGGAUGAGGAAGGCGGAACUACCAAUGACUACAAAGGCUAUGUAGUCCACAAGUGGAGCUGGACCUCCAAGACAGAGACUUUGCUCUCUCUGGAAUACAAGGUGAAUGAGCAAAUGAAGCUGACGGUGCUAGGGCAGGAUUCCAUCAUGGUCACCUUCACCUCCUUGAAUGAGACAGUAACACUCCCCAUAUCGGCCAACAACUGUCCCCAUGGGACAUCUCACGAUAAACGGAUGACCCACAGAAUCAGCAGCAUGGACGAAAAGUUGUCUAAGAUGAGCCGGGCCCUGGCAGAGAUCAAGAGGCGGUUUCAGAAGACAGUGUCCCAGUUCAUGAACUCUGUCCUGCUGGCGGCAGGCCUGUUCACUAUAGAAUAUCCAGUAAAGGCAGAGGCAGAAAUCAGUGGAACCAGGGUAAGAUCCGGGCCCUAUCUUGAGCGGGGCACCAAGCUAAGUUUACACCCCGGAGAAAUCGUCUUAUUACGAUCUCAGUCUGCCCGACCUGAAUCCUCAACUGGAGAGUCUUCAAAAGAAGAGCCAGGGUCAGCUCCUGUGAGCCCCACUCGGAAGAAGACUGUCAAGGUCAAAGCCAAGGCCACGGUCACACCCAGAGGGAAGGCUGGAGAGGUACGCAGCCCCACCAGGUGGGCAGCCUCACCCUCCGACUGCCCGCUGGUGCUGAGGAAGCUCAUUCGCAAGGAGGAUGUCAGAGCCGGCUGCAAGUGCAUGGUGAGGGCGCCCCUGGUAUCCGACGUGGAGCUGGAGCGCUUCCUGUCGGCGCCCCGUGACCCCAGCCAGGUGCUGGUGUUUGGAAUAGUGUCAAGCAAGAACCCCACCAAGUCAGGGCAGCUCCAGUUGCUGCUGGACAUGCUCUACAAUCACCGGCAGCAGGGCCGUGCCUCACCCUGCAUCCAGUGCCAGCAUGACCCCUACCGGCUGCUGCAGUACGACCUGGACAGCCCCCUGCAGAGGGCCCCACCCCUGCUGGUGAAGAAAUACGCUGUGUUGCAGGGCAUGGUCCUGAUGUUCGCUGGAGGAAAGCUCCUUUUUGGGGGCUGCGUUUUGAAUGGAUAUGGCUUCAGCAAGCAGAAUCUAUUGAAACAGAUCUUCCAGGCACGACGGGACUGCAAGAUGGGCCACUUCCUGCCUGAGAAUUACAAAUUUAGCAUUUCAGCCUCCAACCUGGGCCUGGAAGAGCCCGACUCAACCAAGAAAGCAAUGAUGGAAGAGGUCCAGGGAAGCUACUCUUCAUCAGCCUUAGGGGACAAGAUGGAGCAGCCCUCCCCUGAAGCUGAGAAGUAG
Phacochoerus africanus (Common warthog) is the source of this 2806-nucleotide messenger RNA. RefSeq names its product chromosome 1 C3orf20 homolog (gene FAM194C). NCBI's taxonomy places the organism in Eukaryota, Metazoa, Chordata, Mammalia, Artiodactyla, Suidae. Bases 179 to 2806 code for a protein of 875 amino acids. The record is from RefSeq and is a predicted model, not a curated record. The transcript has 14 exons.